GUAUUUGGGAGUAGCGCAGGCCGUAGGAGGUGUUUAUCCGGUUAAGAAGGUGGUGUUUUUCCUUCAUAUUGGUUUAAACUUCCAUCCAGGACCAGCUCCUUGCAUAGAAGUUUUCUGAGUUAUACAGCUGGUCAGUGUUUUCGCUUAAGUUGUUGAAUCCAGGACAAGCACUUUUUUAUCCCCAGAACAUCUAUUUUAGUGCUAGCCAUCAAAAUGUCAAGCAAUUAAUCCAGCAAAUGUUUUGAUUAGUCAAGACAGCAGUAAUAUUCCACAGCCUGUGUGGCACAAAAAUCUAACUGUGUCAGACGCAGAUGGCUUUGUUAGGGGGAAAAUGAAUACAAGGCAAUGUUUAUAUUUGUUUAAAAUCAAUAUCUUGAAAUGUGCCUUUAUUCGUCAAAGUUGUAUAGAAAUGAGUACAGAUCGAAGUGCAUGGAACGAAUCUGCAUCUGAUUCAUGAAACAGUUGUACAACCUCUAAAGGAGCGGUUCUUUGACAGCAAAUUAUGAAUCAGCUUCAGCUGCGUGGAAACAAGCCCCUUGCCCUUAGCCCCUUAUUUACAUGUCAUAUGCGUUCUUCAAGCCCAAUUUACCCUCAAAUACAUUUCAUUUACAUGGCACACAGCCUAAUUUAUGCAUGUGAUGUGACAGCCAAUGAAAGGAAAGCAUUUAGCAGGCUGUGAAGAUCUGAGGAACAAAUUAAAGGACUAAUGUGCAGAUAUAAAGGGCCACAUCUACUCAUUUUCAUUUACAUUUACAAAUUCUAUGCUAACAUUAAACCCCAUUACCUAUAUUUUAAUCUGAGGUUUCUGUGUGCACAGUUGUGAUUAUUAACAUUAUUUGCAAUUUUUAUUACUGUUUAUUUAUGUUGUUGCUGUUUAUAUACACUACUGUGUACAGUAUCAGUAUAAUAUGUAAUGAUUAUACUGAUAUUCCUAUUUAUUACUUAACUACAGAUCAAGCAUUUUUCAUUCAUAGUCACAUCAACCAGGUGUGGUACAGAUACACCAGAGAAACUUUUGGUAUUAUUUGGUAUAAUCAGAUCAUAACUUUGAUGAAUAAAGGUUGUCGUCCUUGUUGUGAAAUACAAAUCUUAGGAAAGGUGUGAAGCCACUGUUUUGCUGUAGUAGUCUGAGACUGAUUUUGGAGGAUGUCACAGGCUAAUGGCAUUUUUGCUAAUUUGUAGAUGAGUGAGCGAUCAGUGCAGGCUGGACGUUUUAUACUGGGUGAUUUCACCCCAGUUACCGUUGAACUAGAUUAAUCCAAACAAAAACAAAUCCUCUCUUCAACAGUGUAGAUUUUGCAAUGUGUUUGCUUUUUAAUGCGGAGCUGAGGUGCUCCAUUUGAAUUCUCACUUACGUGUGACUCACACAGGCCAGUUGAUAAAGCAUGGUUGUUCUGUGACACACACAAUGGGAAAUGUCUUUACGUUACGCUCAUAUGGCAGCCUGCAGGCUCGUACCUGCCACGUCAAAACAGGCAUGUCUCUGGAUUUAACUGAACUUUUUAUUAGAUUGCAUUAGUUCCCAAUGGAAACUGUCCCACCAGUCACCAGUUAAUUAACAUGCCUCCCUGACACAGAAUGAAGGAAAUCACCACCUGGGUCUGAAGUAAAAUGCAAAACUGAGCAUGUCAGUAUGAAUGUACAGGGUAUACAGAAAGCUGACUUGGCUGUGAACGUUAACUUGUGACUUUAUACACACAUACACCAUCAGUCCACUGUGUGGACAUGCCUAGUCCUCUUUAUUUCCAGUAUUUUCCAUCGUAGAGAUAGCACUAAUCUGCUAACCCUAUAUAACUUUAUAUAUAUAAUAAUAUAUAUAAUAUUAUAGUGUGUGUGCCUUGCUAACAGCUUCGCAAACGCUUGGUAUUCUCUCAACUCGCUUUCUCAGGUAAUCACCUGGGAGGCUUUUCCAUCUGUUUUGAAGGGGUUCCCGCAUAUGGUGAACACUUGUUUGCUGCUUUUCAUCUUAAAGAUUUAAUUAGACAUGUUCAGACUUUUGACUGGUGGUGUGCAUCAUUUAAUUUGUUAUAACAAUUAAAUAUACAGCCCAAAGCAAAUCUAGCAAAUACAAAAAAGCGUAAGGAAAAUAAACGUCUUGCCUUCCGCUUAUUUUAUCUCCCUGUACCCAGCCUUCCUGGAGCUGUGUAUUUUUUAUUUUUUUAUUUAUUUUUUUUUCCCCAGUUCUAAAUGGAAAUAAUGAAGUCACUAGGAGUGUAGGUCACUAUUAUUGUGUCACUAGCUUUGAUUUGUAGAUGAGAGACAUGCAUUCCUUGGAGAAUGCUACGGGGUGACGAGCAUGACUUCUCUUUACAGUGUUGUGACUUCCUGUGGCUUCUUAUUGCUCUGAGCUCAGUCAAUGGCAGCCCAUGCAGCAGUGACACAGGACGCUCAUCAUUAAGCUCUGUGUUUUAUUUCAGAUGGUAGCCUGUGUUAUGGGUUCUCUCAAACAGGCAUGUUUUGUGUCUCCACGUUUUACUCAGUUUAUACAAAGUCUUACCUCCAACAUGCUUUGGUGGCACCCACAGUCUAUAUGAGCGUACAACCAGGUUUAGGCAGUUUCUAUUCUGUACCUGCGUAAUAAUCAUUAUCAUAUGUCAAUAGUCAGGAGUUUUGGUUGAAGAAAAAGUUACCAUGACACAUAUGAGUGCUUCCAUACUAUUGGUUUUUAGUAAAGGGUGACCAGUGUUUUACAAAUACACUGUUCAAGCCUAAUUACUACUUUAGAAAUUCGUGCUCAUGACUCAGCUGAAUCGUACUGUACAAACUGGUUUCACUAUGACUAACAGAAAGAGCUGUACACGAACAGGAACUGUGCUAAUAUCACGGAUGGCUGGGAACAUCUGUGGGAAUGAGGAUAACAGGAAUAUUAGUAUAGUAUUUGCGUGGGAACGGAAAUAAAAUAUGCAUUAACAUCAUGCUAGUGGUACUGAAAGCACCCGUGUUUGUAACACUGCUUCGUAGGUUAACCUUAACAUUAAGCUUGUGUCAUGUGACCUUUGAUCAGAUCAGUUUCUUUCUCGACUAGUCUGUAACAGUCUUCAGUGGCUGUGUAAAUGUCUGAGAAAACUGGUUUUGUUUUGUUUUUGUCGUAAACCUAUCUGGCUGAAGUUUCUUGUGCACUUAUUUGCUGUGGUUUAGAGAAAUAGGACUUUCAUGCACAGUUACACAUAAUGACAGCAACAAAGCGUUCUCGCAGUGCAUGGAUUAAAUAUUUAGGCACGUCAGUUUACCUGCUUGAGUGAAAACAGCUUUGUGGCAUCACUCAGUAAGUAAUCAUCCUCCUAGAGCAUCAUACAGUUAUAUAUCGAUAGUCUUCAGGCUAUUCCUGAAGUGUUCACAGGACUUGUUUUGUGUGUGUGGGGUUUUUUUUUCCUCUUCUUUUUUUUAAAUCCCACUACUGCCGGCUCUCACAGACACACUUGACUAGUCCCGCCUGCUCACACUGUUAUUUUUAUUUGUACACAUUUGUGCAAUAUUUUCUAAUGAACUUAGUUGGCUCUAUUUCCCAAACUCUAAACAAAUAUAGAGUAGCAUGGUGGCACAGCAAGUAGCAUUACUGCUUACAGCUCCAGGGACUCCAGUUCGAUCCUGAGCUCUGGUUACUAUCUGUGCAGAGUUUUGCAAGUUUUGGGUUUCUGCCUGUUUCUCCAGUUUCCUCCCACCUCCCAAAGUCACACCAGUAGGUGAACUGGUGACUCUAAAUUACCCUUAGGUGUGAAUGAAUGUGUGUUCAUGGUGCCCUGCAAUGGACUGGUGUCCCAUCCAUGGUACAUUCCAGCCUCAUGUCCAGAGUUCCCAUGAUCCGCUUUGAAAGUGACAAGGAUAUAGUGGGUACUGAAGACGAACAAAUGUGGAAAACUCCCACAGCCUCUCAUCAGAAAUAAUUAGAGAUAAGCAAUUAUUGUCCCCAUGUGAAAAACACAGGAGCAUAUUGCAAGUAGUGCCAUUUCAAGUUCAAUCAGCUUUCAUCUCUGCACAAGUUUCACUAGGUCAGACUCCAAAACACUAAACCAUGUAUUUCUGGCUUUGCACAUUAUAUGAGAGACAGUGCAAUGAAACAAGCAGUGGAAUGAAAUGACUGAAUCUGUCACUUGGUAGAGUCGGGUGCACUACAUAAUAUAAACAUUGAGCGUUUCUCCAUGUUGUCACAGAACAUUAUUAGUGCAGAAAAUAUCCCAAAUACAUAUAAAAUAUCCCAAAUAAUAUAAAAUAUGAUCUUAUUUGAUGGCUGUAUCCCGACCCCCAGUGUAGGUUCAGAUCUUUUAGUUUAAAACUCUGUUGAGAUCUUUCUUCACAGAAGAGUCAGUCGUUCCUGUCACUUCUUAAUGGACACUGCACUGAGUGCUACUACGCUGAUCGGCCUUUUCAGGUCAGCAGCCUCAUUAAACCACAGCAGACAAUGUUUAAUUACACUUCCAACUGGGAAUUUAAAGUGAUUUUAGACAUCUUGUAUGACAGAGUGCCCAUUUUAGUGCUUUUUGGCAUUCUGAAUGCACAGUUGUGUUCCUCCUGAGCUGCUGACUGCUGCGGUUUAGUGAGUUUAGUGCAGUGAAGAGUGUGUGGAGUGCUGUUGUGUGCUCCUCUGACUACAGGUAUGUAUAUUACACACUCAACGAAAAGAGUUUUCCCUUACAAUUCUUAAUGAACUCUCACAUAAGCUUUGUAUUCAGUAUUUAAGAUUAUUUCCUCACAACUCUGUGUCCUAUGUUUUCCAUGAUUGCAGCACAACAAUCCUAGAUUUGGGAUCGUAUCUUUUACUUCUGCACCACUUUGCAGCACAUCUCUAAAUCUCUAAUCUCUCUAAGGUGUCCUGUCUGUAUAGAGGCUCAGGCUAUUCUGUAGUAUCUGUGGAUGUAGUGUUGCUCUGAGAGGUGCUGUGUGAUCUGCAGUGUUAUCUCACUUACAGAAGCAGGCAUCACCCUGUCACUCACGGCUCCGAUGCCCUGUAUAUGACUCUCAGCCCUGACUAACUCGCUCCUCCUGUCUAACCUAUAGCUUUGGCUUUAUUAACUCCACAGUGUUUACAGUGAAAGGGAUUACUUGCCCUUUCAUCUUCUAAUGUAAAUGGAAACCUUAUACAAAUGUCUUUAUCCUCUGUGAUAGUGGCAGUGGGCCUUCCUGUCUGGUUUACCUGGGCACAUAAUAGCUCUAAUUGGAACACAUUUAGAACAUUGAACACCAUUUUAAAAAAGUCUCGUGAGUGGCGCAGCAGAAAAGCAUUCACCCUAGAUCAUGAAUUUGAAUCUUAACAAUGCCAUAGCCAUCCAUGGGUAGGAGUCCGAUAGAGUAAAAAUUGGCCAUACUCUCUGUGUGAGAGGGAUGGCAUACUCUCUCCCCUGUCAAUCACAGCAACAGUACCAAAUCAUGGGCAUCUGUGAGCUUGUGUAUAUGGAAGAGGGCAGACAGCGGGAGGUGGCUUCACAUGUCUCAGAGGAAGCACGUUAGCCUGCACCUUCCCCGCUUGGUAGCUGUCUUAUGAUAGAGGAGUGCUGGCUGAUGGGUGGGAAUUAACAGAUGACCAAAUUGGGGUGUAAAAAGACAGUCCAGAUUUUGCAGUUUAUUAUUUAACAUAUCUUGAACCACAGACAGUAUAAACAUGUUGUAAAUGUAACUUAGUAAUUAUGUAUACAUCCAAAUCCCUAAAAGCUAUAUGAAUCCAACAUAUUUAAAGGGGAGUUAGAAUAUAGACAGUUUAUAAGAAAAGAACAUGAAAGAACAUUCUAUUAUUAUGUGGUAAUUUUUUAAGUGAUGCUCUCAUUUAGUUAUUGAAGCCAUAGAAUAUGGCUCUGUGCGUGUGUAUGACAGACAGCUCGUGUUCAGUGUGAGCCACUAGUGGGCUAUUAGUUCAGCCCAACUCCCAUCAGUCUGGCUUUCUUUCCAUCCCUCCAGCUACAUGUCACAGCCGCUUAUCUACUUUUCUCCUCUUUCUCUCUCUCUCACUCGCUCUCUCUCUGGGUGGAGUGUGUGUAUGUGCACACACUGCACUCAGCAUGCACUCAGCAAUGCACCAUAGCUCUUUACAUCUUUAUCAUGCUCUCCUUGUGUGAGUGUUUUGUGCCUUUGCUUAAGUCUGUCUCAUUUUUUUUUUUUGAUGUGAUGUUGCAUUGGACGAUGGGGAUGAUGCACAUUCCUCACAUUCCCCAAUAGGUCCUAUAGUUUGCGUGCAACAUCUAAGCUCUCUGCUUAACUCUGAGUUACAGCAUCAUAUAACACUUUUGGUAUGCUAUAAGGACUGCUGCACCACAUUUACAUGAAUGCAUUUUAUAUUUUAUAUCUGGUUUGCCUGCAGGUCUCUGAAACAAUGGAAGCCUCAGAACCCUUCAUCUGGCAACAAAACAUAAAAUUUAUAUCUCAGCACCAGUUUCUGUCCUUUCUAAAGCCCUCUGUUAAUAUUGCAUUGGUAUUGUUUUCUGUGCUUCACAGUGAUUAUAGCAAAUCUUGCAAUAUCUUUAUUUUUAUUAGAUUAAAUUGCUGAGUUUUGUCGUAUUUUAUGAAUGCACAUUACAUAAUUUAUAAUCUGACUAUUUUCUACACUUUUUGGUGGUACAGAUUACCAAAGACUGGCCAACAAGUAUGAUUUGAGCAGUGUGCUUUUUUGAUCGUCAAUCUUAACAUGCAUGGAAAUAAGAAACUUAUUAUUGUAAUAUGAAUUUUUUAACUGUGAGAUUUGUACAGGUCUGUAUAACAAUAAGAAUUUUGAUAUUUGGUUUUAAACAGUUUAAUUUGCCUGUUAUUUUCUGAUAGUGCCCAGAGCUGAAUGGACCCUCUGCUUAUCAGUGUUGUGGCUUAACUUUAAAAAAAAAUCUCAUUUGUGAUAUGACAGUGGACUGGAACAGAAAAUUUAUCAGAUCUGAUCUGAUACCGAUUCAGCAUUUAAUGCCAUGCUGAACUUGUUCUAUGGCUGUUUUACAGUCUGCUGCACUACACUUGGUUUUUCCGUCUGGCAGGUGCACCGCUUUAGCCUACCUCCAUCUGAUAAUAACCUUUUACUAGCUCAUAAAACUCCAUACCAAGCUGUCAAGAUCAACUGCACCAUUAAGAACUGAACUGGGGAAUAAUUAGAGGCACUUUUAGUACGUGUGCUCUAAAGCGACAGGAGUCCAACUCUACAUCUAUAUUUUAAAACACAAUUACAUGAUCGCUUAUAUUAAUGUCAUGAUUAAUCUGAAUAACCGUCAUCACAGGCAGUUCUGCAUUCACCUGUUAGUUAGCAAGACUAAAUAUCCAAAACAAAUUGGCCUUUUGCUGCACGGCCAUUUUACUCUCUGAUUCACUGGCUGAUGAAGCGCACGUCACCUCUGUAGAUGCUCCACUUAUUCCUGCUGUGGAGGAGCAAGGAAACGAGUCCUUGCAGUUGUUUGCUUUCCAUCAUAUCGAUAGGAAUGCAUCGAGAAGAAAGUCUCACACAAUGCAUCACUGACCAGUCGUUAGGAGGCUAUCAAACAAUAUUUCCAUUUAUUCUGCCUGUCAGUGGCACAAACACUUGGUGAUCUGGGCGUGUCAGUUUCUGGGUGACUGGGUGGAGUUUUCUUGGCUUUUGGAUAUUGAUUGGGAAACUACUGAGGAUGUGAAUGAUGGAACACAGUAAACCUGAACAGCCUGCAGAUGGCUACCCUGAGAGCCAUGUCAUGUUUUGGACUGAGACACUGAGAGAGAGAGAGAAAGUGUUAUUUGUUUGGGUUCUGUUGACCCUCUAACCUCUCUAUGAACUUCAAAAAUUGUGAUGAGGGCUUUGCUCUUUAUAAGAAUCUAAAGAAGCUGUCAGCUCCACAGAGAUCGCCAUGAGCUCAAAGAGGCCCUGAGGACACAUCAGCCCUUUGACAUUUUGGAUAGCACAUAGCUACUUUCCUACAUGCUCCCUCACCAUUUAGCAGUUGUUACAGCCCACAAAGGGAAAUGAAACGCCACCAAGAGCUGAGGACUUCUGAAUGGUGCACCAAAACUGUAAGGUUUAAAUAACCUACAGAACAUGUAUUUCUGUUACCUUUCACAAUACUAAGACAUGAUAACAAAAAGAUCAUUAUUUGGCUGUAAAAGACAUGGCAAGAAGACAAAAAGCAUAUAUUACAAUAGUUCCAUUGAGUUAAAGUGGAAUUUUAAUAAAAAAGCAAGCGUGUAUUAUCUCUAUGUGCAAUGCAGGCAGGAUGGAGAAAACACUGCCGCAUUAAGAACAGCACUUAAGCACGUGAGAAGGAGAAUAUUGCAAACAGUAAUCAUCCUGUCUUCACAGUCUGCCUGAAUUCAAUUGUAUUUAAUGACCUUGUGAUUUGCCUGCGAGUGGGAAGCGACACCUAACUGUGUGUGACUGCUGUGUGUCUUCUGUUUUUCACACAGAUGUAAUAAUGCAGAGUAGGUGGAUCUAAAGACAGAGACGAUCAGAACCAAAUUCCAAACACUGAGACGAUCUGAUCUCCUGACUGAACUGAUAAAGGAGGUUCUCGAUAGCACAAAUUGAGCUGUUUAAUUUAGAUAUUGGCAGGCAGCUUUGGCACUGAACGAGAGUCGGUGUUGGGUCCUUCCUCGUAGACCCAAUUACCAUCCUCACUAACAUUUCCUUGCAACGUAAUCUUCAAAACCACAUGCUGCCUCUGGAUGAGUCCUGUGGGGAUGCACUGGGACUACUACUUUCCUUUUUAUAUAUAUAUAUUUUUCUCCACUUUCUUCCCUUCUUUAUAAGUUCCCUCAUUUUCAUUCAUUUGACAUGUAUAUUUAUAGAGAAAAUGCCCUGAGAAAUAAUUCUGGAUCCUUUUACGCUGAGGCAGAAUAAAUUAGUUUAGCGCUGAUACUCCAGCUGCUUGCUUCAUGUUUGGAAUGAAUAGUAAACUUGUGCUUGCCUGGUUGUAUCUAAAAUCAGCACAUGGCCUGAGAGCGCUUUCUCCAGGACUCACCUCGGCUGUAUCCUCCGCAGAUUUAAUCACCCUCCCGAGAAAUCACAUGGGAGAUGCGCUAUCUUGUAUUCUAUGAACGAGCUUUUGCAUUUUCAGCACAUAACCUAACUGUGUGGACUUUUUAUCGAAUGUAAUUUGAACAGUGCUGUUUUAUGUAUAAAAAACAUGUUGUCAUGAACUUCUGUAAUGUCUGUACAGAAUGAUUAAUUGUGUGAAGCUGUGAAACUACAUCAGGCUUAUUUAUGAGCACAUAACUUGGAAUAUAAAUAUCAUUACAUAAACAUCUUUGAUUAAUUCAUUCUGUAAAAUCUCUUCAGCUGUAAAGACAGGAGAGUUUGGAUGUCGUAUUUCUAUUCUGCAUGAUUAAAGAAGAGAGAUGAGAGAGUGAUGGCUCGGCUCAGAUUUAGACCGGUAACUUCUCAAUAUCGGUGUCAAUCAAACUCUCUCUUUUAGCAUCUUGUGAAUUUAUGGUGAGUGGGACCUCAUCUUAUGCUGGCCUUCUUUAUUUGUGUGCAUUCAUGUUUUCUUGUAUGUGAAACACAUGCUGUACGUGUCACACUGCCUAGACUAUGGCUGGGCGGUAUGACAAAAUAUCAUAUCACGAGUCAGAAAGGCAUUUCUAUGAUACACAAUAUGUAUCACGAUAUAGAUUUGCUUACAGACUGUCAGCAAUACAGUAGUGUUGCAUUUUAAAAAUAACUGCUGACUGUUUGAUACUUUUAGUGUUUACAAAAAUAUUUUAUAUUUUGUUUAAAAAAGUAACAUUUGUAUGUAUCUAAAACGUCUGUACAAAUUUUACCACCAUAUCUGUUGCUUCCUGUCAGUUUGUGAUUUUUUUUUUUUUAUUUAAUUUAAAAAAGAAAAGCAUGUUGUGGUGAUUUAUCAUGAUCUCCAUAUAUCGUCAUAUCACCCAGCCUUAGCCUAUACAUGAUUUAGACAAAACAUGAUGUGUAAGUAUUGCACAUUUCUGCAGGCUCAUAACCUUCCUCCUCCUCUGUUCUUCACUCUGUGUGAGCCUGUAGCAGUGUGCUGGGAUUGUGUAAGUGGGACUGAUGGAGCGCUUGAUGGAGAGUUUACAGCUGAGAACUAUUCCUGCACUCUGGGCUGUAGUUUUUAGGGCAGCUGCAACUCCAGGCUCUGGUGACCUUCUACUCCUUUCUCCAUUCUGCAGCCAUGCACUUUGUUCCAGAGCUGUGUGCUGAAAUUGACUCAGCAGGCAUCAUUUCAACCGCAUAGUGUUGCACUGAAACAGUGAGGUGUAUUGUACUGCAACUCACCUCCUAUUAGGGUGAGAGCAUGAGCAAGUACUGCAACACACACACACACUGCUGUCACUAAGCACUGCACUGCUGUGGAGGUAGGUUUUUGUCAUAAGUACAGUAUUGUUUAGGGUCCCUCCUACUUGCAACCUCAUUCCAGUGUUCGUAUCCGCUCACUCCCACACCACAGUCACACACACUUCAUUACAACGAUCCAGGCUUCACUGAAUGCAACUCCCUUGUUACUGGAAGAAUGAAGGUGGUUAUUAUCAGAGCAGCUUGUGCUUUGUUAAAGCAAUAUGAUGCAACACUGUUACUGGCCACUGCAUCUCCAUUAAUCCGAUGCUUGUAAGUGGGAAGUGAAUAAACAUUUAAGCUGUGUUCGAGGCUGCACUCCAAGCAUGCUUCUGUAGUAAGCAGUAUGUCAAAACAGUAAUGACACCACUGGUGUAAUGACAGGAUAUUUAGUAUAGUAGGAAGAAGUUUGAGACAUGGUCCAAGUAUUUGAGACUUGGUGGCUGUAAAUACUUGCUGCCAUCAUCAUUGUCUCAGCAUUACGGAAGCUUUAUUGUGCACAAAAAUAUGACUUAUGUUAGAAGACGAAGAAACAUAAUGGCACUGCAAAUUGUAAAAAAUAGUGCUGUCUGGUUUGCAAAAAAAUAUUAAUCAUAAUCAUUUGUGGUCGUACAGUGUUACCCUCCAUUAGGUGAACUGGUGCACUAAUGUUACAUCAAACACAGAGCAGAAAAUUAGACUUAUUAAUUGGGAUGGAAAUUUCAGACAAAAUUACAAGAUGUUUUUUUUUUUUUUCUUUUUUCAAGGCACAAUUUAAGUAAUAUUUAUAUAUUUGAACUGCUGCCCACACAGGUAAGCAAAAGGACAAACAAACCGCUGUAUGAGAGAGCAAGAAAUGUCACUUUAUUUGGUUAUGCAACAGUGGAUGAUUACACAUUUAGCGUGAGAUGGGGCUGAAAUGGGGCUGAAAUACUGCAUGGUGGCCAUGACAGUGAAGCACUGGCAAGGGUGGUCCUUAUAAUCCUUAUCCUUAAAUUAUGGUGCACUUUCGCAAAACAGGCAAAAUAAUCUGUUCAAUAGCUUUCAGACUUGGAGCUAAUACACAGUGAUCAUGUCUCGGCAGCAAAGCGCAAACUGGGAAGUGGUAGCUCAGUGGUUAAGACGUUGGACUCCUGAUCGUAAGGUUGAGAGUCCAAAUCCCAGCACUGCCAAGCUGCCACUGCUGGGCCCUUGAGCAAGGCCCUUAACCCUCAACUGCUCGGUUGUAUAAAUGAGAUAAUUGUAAGUCCCUCUGGAUAAGGGCGUCUGCCAAAUGCCAUAAAUGUAAACGCUCAUGACACUUAUAACAUUAUAACUUUAUAUAUCAUAACUUAAACAAUAUAACUUAAACAGUAAGUUUCACGACUCUUGAAAAUUGAAUAUUCAAAAUCAUCUCUACUAAAGUAACUGAGUUUGGAGUACAGAAAAUACACCAAACCCUCGGCCUAGCCUUAGUAACCUUCUAGCUAAACUGCUUCACAACUUGGGAAAUUCCACAACAGGGAUAAGUUGUCUGGCUAUUAUUCACUAGAUAGCUAGAUAGAUAAUAAGAGAACAAACAAAAUACAUGUUUUUUAAAGUGAAAGCCAACUCCACAUCACUCUGGAAUCCCUUUUCUUCCUCCUUUUAUGACUGGAAAUCAGAUGUUUUGCUUGCUGGCUCUUUUCUACACGUGAUUGAGCAUGGUGGGCAUUUGGAGGUGUUUGCCAUGUACCUACUCUGAUAAUCUCUGGCUUCUUAACACUGUGAUAGCCAGAAAGAAGGUAUGGCUGCUAACAAUGGACCGUAAUGAUGUAUCCGUCUGGAAAUGCGUCACACUCACCCUCCACCCACCAGGAGCUCAGCCUCCAUCUCCUCUAUCUACAUGUGGAAGCACUCCAGGCAAAUUGAUCCUGUAAUUCACCAUGCAGUCCAGCUGCCCCUUGUUAAAAUCUUUUCACCGUCUUUUCAAGUACAGGCCAAUAGCAGGAAAAUGUGCACUCAUCCUGUAGCUGUAAGAGGACUUUCAGAAUGGCUAUUUCACUAGUCUUCAAGUUCUCAGUAUAUGAAAUGGUGAUUUAGAAUAAUGUUUUUGGAGUCUGAAGUAAUUAAAGGUGAUGAUCUGCCAGUUUUUCCUGGUUCAACUGCGAGCAUAUCUCUGCUGUCUGAUAAGAGUUGAGUAUCUAAUUUCAGCCUUUGAAUUUUGGAUGUUGAUCAUAAGUGACAUAAUGCAUACACAGUACAUAUGUAGAGUACCUUGCUUUUACGGUAAUAAAGGAGACAUAUUUUACAGUUUUUAUCACAGUUUAAAACAUGACCCGUGGUAAUAAAUGCAGCCACUUACGGUAUGUUUGUCUGUUUAUUCUGGACUUUAAUGAAGCAUGGUCACAGCAUAAAGGCUCUGAGCAUGCCAAUGUUUAUUCAGGUGGGAUGUCACAUGUGCUUAUGCUGUGUUCAGCUUGCCUUGUAUGUGGUAGUUUGCAGGUUGAAGUGGUGUCAUUUUCCACCUUGGCACAUUCAACGUGCGUGCAGAAAGUGCAAAAAACAUGCACGUCUCCAUGUUCGUCUUUUGUUAGCCAUAAGCUACAGAUAACUGUGGUGAGUGAUGUAUAUUUUCCUUAAAGACUGCACUUUCCAACAACAGUUUAUACCCAAGGUGGAUCAUCUCACCUUUAUACUGUAGAUUUGUACCUAAUGACUGCUACUUUUCUGCACCUGUAUACUGUAUAAUGAUUUAUAAUCACACUAUCUGGUGUCACCCAGAAGAGCAGAAGAGGAUGGGUUCCUUUUGAGCCUGAUUCCUUUCAAGGUUUCUUUCUCAUGUUGUCUCGGGGACUUUUUAUUGCCACAGAUGCAUCUGACUUUCUCAUUUGGAUGUAAAUAUAAAUCUGACCAAAAGUUUUGCCAUAAAGUUGGAAGCACACAAUUGUAUAGUACGUCUUUGCUGUAGCAUUACAAUUUCCCUUAACUGGAACUAAGGGUCCCAAACCUGUUCCAGCAUGACAAUGCCUCACAAAGUGCACAAAGUGAGGUCCAUAACGACAUGGUUUCCAGGGUUGGAGUCAAAGAACUCGAGUAACCGGCAGAGCCCUGACCUCAACCCCACUGAACACCUUUGGGAUGAACUAGAGCACCAAAUGCACCACAGGCCUCCUCAUCCAACAUCAGUGCCUGACCUCACUAAUGCUCACGUGCCUUAAUGGACAAAUCCCCACGGCCACGCUCCAACAUCUAGUAACAGCAAAGGGGUACUAAAUCUAGAAUGGGAUUUUCCAAAAAAAAAAAAACGUUUGGCUUACCCAUACACCUUUAUAGUGUGUUUCUAUUGUUAAAGAAUUUUACAUUUACUGUACUCAUAUUUAAAAAAUGUUGUAUCACGUUUCUUAAAACAAGCAGAACACACAUUGGAAACGUCAGGAUCAGGAUCCUCACUGUAAAGGCAAAAAGAUUGUAGGAGUGCUCAUUUGCAAGUGGCCUUCUGUGUGGUCAAUGCUAUACAAUACAAUAAUGAAAAGCACACCAUAGGUCACUGAUAACUCUUAAGUUUUUUCAUUGCUGCUUUGCAUUUCGCUCAACAGAAUGAAUGGAGGAAAGGCUCUAAAGUUCGAAAGCAUGGACUCUUUGUAGUGGUGCUCUGUGUCUGGUCUCCAUAUGUUCCCACAGUGGUGUGGAGAAAGACACUUGAUCAGGUGCAGACCGGGUGGUACUCAGUUCUACGCUUCCUCAAGGUAAAACAAUAGCGUGGGGAAUAUCAUAAUAUUAACACAAUAGCAAGAGUGAUAAGUUCAUUUUCUGUAGGUGUAAUGAUAUAUAUCCACUAUUUUCAAUAGAUCUAGAUUGCUUUAUGCACAUGAGCCAUAAAAAAUUCAUGACUCCUCAGAAGGCCAACCAUUUUACACAAUGUCAAGUUCUCACCAAGUAUAAAUGAAGUGUUCUCGCUGAACAAAGCAGCAGCACUCAAGGCUUCACACACUCAUUCUGCAUAUUCGGCCUUGUUGAUUUGCAACUUCCAGCUGCUGUUUUGCAUGCUUGUAUUUCUCAGGGCUGUCUGUGAGUGCACCAGUGUGGGUCUCUCUACCUGUUCACCAAAGCAAAGCUCCAUCAUCCCUCUUAAAUAUUUGCUCUCUCCUCUCGUAAUGCAGAUAGAGCUGUAGUGUGUUUACACAUGGGAUUGAGAGCAAGCAAGAGCCGGCGUGUUCCUCACUUUCACAGCUGACUGUGGCUGCAUGACUGGGGUAGUUCUGUCCUGUUUGGAGCUUUAGAUCGAGACGUAUGAACCAUGGUGUUUAGAGGACUUAGUCCAGAAACACACAGAGCUAGAUUCUCGCUGAGGAACAGACACAGUCCAGCACUUGUGGAUUCUUGCAACAGAAAGAGAAGGGGGCCAUUUAGCGUGGUGAGGAGAUGCAUCAACAGAGAGACAGGCCAGCAGUUUGCAGUGAAGAUUGUAGAUGUGGCCAAGUUCACCUCCAGCCCUGGCCUCAGCACAGAAGACCUAAAGAGGGAGGCCAGCAUCUGUCACAUGCUUAAACACCCCCAUAUCGUGGAGUUGCUGGAGACCUACAGCUCAGAUGGAAUGCUCUACAUGGUCUUUGAGUUUAUGGAUGGAGCAGACCUCUGUUUUGAGAUUGUGAAAAGGGCAGAUGCUGGGUUUGUCUACAGUGAGGCUGUAGCCAGUCACUACAUGAGACAGAUCCUUGAAGCACUGCGGUACUGCCAUGAUAACAACAUCAUUCAUCGAGAUGUAAAGCCUCACUGUGUGUUGCUGGCAUCAAAGGAGAACUCCGCUCCCGUGAAGUUGGGUGGCUUUGGAGUUGCUAUACAGCUCGGAGAGUCAGGAUUGGUGGCUGGAGGCCGGGUGGGCACCCCCCACUUCAUGGCUCCUGAGGUGGUGAAGAGAGAGCCGUAUGGGAAGCCGGUGGAUGUGUGGGGCUGUGGAGUCAUCCUCUUCAUCCUGCUCAGCGGCUGCCUGCCCUUCUAUGGCACGAAAGAGCGCCUGUUUGAGGCCAUUAUCAAAGGCAAAUACAAGAUGAACCCUCGGCAGUGGACUCACAUCUCAGAGAGUGCUAAAGACUUGGUGCGACGCAUGCUGAUGCUGGAUCCUGCUGAGAGGAUCACUGUGUACGAGGCCCUCAAUCACCCGUGGCUCAAGGAGAGAGACCGAUAUGCCUACAAAAUCCACCUGCCUGAGACAGUGGAACAGCUGAGGAAGUUCAAUGCACGGAGAAAGCUCAAAGGUGCUGUGUUAGCAGCAGUUUCCAGCCACAAGUUCAGCUCGUUCUAUGGUGACCCACCUGAGGAGCUGCCAGACUUCUCUGAAGAUCCCACCUCAUCUGGCCUUCCUCAAGGACUGCUAGCAGCAGAAAGGGCUGUAUCACAGGUACUGGAUAGCUUGGAGGAGAUCCAUGCACUCACAGAUUGCAGUGAAAAAGACCUGGACUUUCUGCACAGUGUCUUCCAGGACCAGCAUCUACACACACUACUUGAUCUGUACGACAAGAUAAACACCAAGUCCUCCCCACAGAUCAGGAAUGCUCCAAGUGAUGCUGUUCAGAGAGCCAAAGAGGUACUAGAAGAGAUUUCCUGCUAUCCAGAUAAUACAGAUGUUAAAGAGCUGAGGCGAAUCCUAACCCAGCCCCAUUUUAUGGCCUUACUGCAAACUCAUGAUGUGGUAGCUCAUGAAGUAUACAGUGAUGAGGCACUGAGGGUCACACCCCCUCCUACCUCACCAUAUUUGAACGGAGACUCACCUGAGAGCACCAACGGGGACAUGGACCUGGAGAACGUCACUCGAGUACGGCUGGUGCAGUUUCAGAAGAACACAGAUGAGCCCAUGGGUAUCACGCUGAAGAUGAAUGACCUGAAUCACUGCAUCGUGGCCAGAAUAAUGCAUGGUGGCAUGAUUCAUAGACAAGGGACCUUGCAUGUUGGAGAUGAGAUCCGGGAGAUUAACGGCAUUGGUGUAGCUAAUCAGACAGUGGAGCAGCUCCAGAAAAUGCUUAGGGAGAUGAGAGGCAGCAUUACCUUUAAGAUUGUACCAAGCUACCGGAUGCAGCAAUCAUCUUGUGAGAAAGAGUCCCCUACCACCUCCAGACAGUCCCCUGCUAAUGGCCAUUCCAGCGUUAACAGUUCUAUCUUGGACCUGCCAUCAACCAUCCAGCCAAAAGCACGCCAGAUCUCCAGACCUACAAUCAAGGGUAAAAUAUCAGUCAAGAUCUAUGUGCGGGCACAGUUUGAGUAUGACCCAGCCAAAGAUGAGCUCAUUCCUUGCAAAGAAGCAGGCAUUCGGUUCAGAGUGGGAGACAUCAUCCAGAUCAUCAACAAGGAUGACCAUAACUGGUGGCAGGGCAGGCUGGAGAACACAAAGAAUGGCACAGCUGGGCUCAUUCCAUCCCCAGAGCUGCAAGAGUGGCGGGUGGCCUGCAUAGCGAUGGAGAAAACUAAGCAGGAGCAGCAAGCCAGCUGUACUUGGUUUGGCAAGAAAAAGAAGCAGUACAAAGACAAGUAUCUAGCGAAACACAGUGCAGUGUUUGAUCAACUAGAUCUUGUCACAUAUGAAGAAGUUGUGAAGUUACCAGCUUUCAAAAGGAAAACACUAGUGUUAUUAGGAGCUCAUGGUGUUGGCAGAAGACACAUCAAGAACACACUCAUCACUAAGCACCCUGACAGAUUCGCUUACCCCAUUCCACACACAACCAGACCUCCUAAAAAAGAUGAGGAGAAUGGCAAGAACUAUUACUUUGUAUCACAUGACCAAAUGAUGCAGGACAUUGCCAACAAUGAUUACCUGGAGUACGGCAGCCAUGAGGACGCCAUGUAUGGAACACGGCUGGAGACGAUACGCAAAAUCCACGAGCAGGGCCUCAUAUCUAUACUUGAUGUAGAGCCACAGGCGCUGAAGGUCUUGCGAACAGCAGAGUUUGCUCCUUAUGUGGUUUUCAUUGCUGCACCAACAAUCACUCCGGGCAUGAAUGAGGAUGAAUCACUACUGCGACUGCAGAAGGAGUCAGAGAUCCUCCAGAAGACCUACGCACACUAUUUUGACCAGACCAUCAUCAACAAUGAGAUCGAUGAGACGAUCCGGCACCUGGAGGAGGCUAUAGACCUGGUCUGCACUACAGCACAGUGGGUUCCUGUGUCCUGGGUCUACUAGAACACCAUUAACUCUCCUCAAACUCCACCUUAAAGUCCCAGACUCUCUGUGAUGCCAAAAAAAUAGAUAAAAAUAAAUACGUACAUAAAUAAAUAAUUAAGAAGGAAAGAAAAAUCACCACCAUUCCCUGGAGAAAGGAUCCACCUCCGAUUUGUCUGAUGUGCAGUGCACAUGACCCGCAGACAAAUCCAAUCUCAGCCCUUCAGACUACGUAGAUGUAGUGUUGUAUAAGAUAUAAUAAUACAGUUGUGAAUAUUGACACGUCCUUAUUGAUGAGAUGCAGCAUUUUGUAGAGUUUUGAUUUAAAGAGACAGUAUCUUAAAUAUUUUCUGCUCAGACAGAGGAACAGCAGACAUGUUGCAUCAGUGCGUCAACACAUUAUCCAUUCAGGGCUUAUGUAUCCUUCAGCCGCUAUAAAACACCCCUCACUGGAACCCAUUAGUUUCCCUGUGUAUCACAGUCUGCUGUUUAACCACUUCCAGAUACUGUCUCUCUAAACAAGUCUAUACCUCUGAGAUCUGAGUUCUCAUGCAUGUGAACAUUCAGAGACUUGCAUACUGUCAGUGUUAGCAGUGUAACGCUACUGUUAUCCACAGCACAGAACAUUCCAUAUGUCUGGACAAAUUCAGACCAAGUGAAGACCAGUGGAGAAUGAAGAUGAAAAAAAGACCUAUGCACAUCUUUGGGCACAUGGGGACAUUUCGGACAGCUUUCUAACAAAUUCUUUUUACCAGCCAUGUAGUGAGAUGUGUUAAUGUCUCAAUUUAAUUUGUUGUAAAAAAAAAAAAAAAAAAAAAAUCCUGGAGAUAAAAAAAUGACAGAAAACACAAGCCUAUACUGGUUUCACCAUUAUAGAAAUGUGUCAUCAGAGAGUAUUAAUGUUUUCAUAAAGCUGAAUCAAAAGGGGAAACAGAUUUUUAUUCAGUGUAACUGUUUCAGACAAAGGUGCACACAUAGAUACAUUUUGCAAAAUGAACUGUGUUGCAAAAAAAAAAAAAUCUGAAUGAUUCUGUAUAUGACAAACUGUUUACUUCAGACUGCCCUGUGUAAAUUCCUCUGCUGAUGACUGAGCAGCUCUUCAGUAUGAACCAUUUUUUAAAUAUAUUUCCUUUUCUGUGGUGAAGAA
Molecule: messenger RNA, 18459 nt
Organism: Pangasianodon hypophthalmus (striped catfish)
Lineage: Eukaryota; Metazoa; Chordata; Actinopteri; Siluriformes; Pangasiidae
Gene: caska
Product: calcium/calmodulin-dependent serine protein kinase a
Exons: 28
Coding region: 14460-17333 (957 amino acids)
Biological process (GO): protein phosphorylation; regulation of neurotransmitter secretion
Cellular component (GO): plasma membrane; cell-cell junction; basolateral plasma membrane
Molecular function (GO): ATP binding; signaling receptor binding; protein kinase activity
Source: RefSeq, a predicted model, not a curated record